AUGUCGACGAUUGAAAAACCGAAGAAAACAAAAAAAUCGAGAGCUCGCCGAGUUUUCAAAAAAGUGAGUCAUUUUAAAACUUUGGAUAAAUCUUACCAUGAAAAAGGGGUUUUUAGAGGUUCCAAUAUUUUCAUAUUAACCCAAAAAAUUAAACUGUUGUACCCUCUUCCUCAUAUCAAAUAACUUUUUCAUUUCAUUUUCAAAAAAAAACCAACUAAAAACUACAAUUUUGAAUCAAUAAUAAUCCCAUUUUUCUAGUUUUAUAAUAUUUUUUCUGUGGUUGCUAACGAAAAAUCCAAAAACCCAACAAUUACCACUUUUUUCUUUUUUUUUCACUCAACUUCAAUUAUGCAUUCGUUUUUUCCUCACUUUUUCUUGCUCAUUUUUUCAGCUUUUCUUUAUAUUUUUUCUUUUUACAUACACACGAAAAAUAUUAGUAGUCAGAAAAAAAAUAAUAUUUUUGAAAAAAAAAAUGAUUUUAUAUGUAUGUUCAUUUCGUGAGUCAUUUAUGCAAAUAUAUAUAAUUCGUAAAACUUUUUGAUUCUCAAAAAAGUGUGAGAGAUUUAGAGAAAAACGUUUCGAGAGGUAAAUAAUAGUCAUUUCAUUUCAAGAGCUUUAGACCAAAGAAAAUAAAAGGGAAAAGGGAACAGCUGUUCUGAACCUUGUUUUUCUUUUUGAGUUUUAUUGAUUUUCUUGCUCUUUUCUGGGAGGUCAAAAAACUCCAAAAUUUCGGUUACUUGAACAUGAUUUUUUUUUUCCGAAAAGAUUAUUUUUUUUUGCUGUUUCUUCAGAAAAAGUAUUUUUUUGCUGUGUCAAAGAAAACACCAAAAAUGACGUUGUUAAAAAAGGAGCUGUUUUCUUGUUCUUUUUUCUCUCUCUCGCAUUUCUGAGCACAUAUGUAUACAUACACACAUAGAGAAAAUUUUUGCUCAUUUUGCUCUUUUUCCUUCUACGACUUUUCCUUAAGUAUUUGAAUUGAAAUUUUUUCGAAAGCCUUUUUUCUUCUUCUUCCUCUAAUGAUAUUUGAUAUUUUUUUUGAGGAGGGAGUGAGAGAUGAAAAUUCAUUUCCGGUGUUGAGAAAAAUUAUAUUAUAUUGAAGUGUUUCAUUUUUUUUGAAUUUAAUCCUUGAACAUUUUUAUUUUUUGCAGAUGGGUGGUGUUAUAUCAUUCAUUUCUCUACGACAUCACGGAGAGCACAACAUGGUUCCAAGUAGACAAGUUAGUUUUUUUCGGAAUUUGAGAGAGAAAAAUGUUCGUGUUUGGAAAAACACGAACAUUUGAUAAAAUUUCGAAAUUUCGAAAGUUAUGCAAACAUGACUCAUUUUCAGAAUGAUCGAAAAUUUUUUGAAAUAGGAACAAAAUUGGAAUUCGGUUUUAAUUGAAAGUGGAGUCAAAAAAAAUAUCAAAAUAAAGAAUCAAGUGCUUUCCGGAAUGCUUUUAUGAAUUACGAUUUCAAAAUAAAAAAGAGACCCAAAGACAGUGUUUCAUUGUUUCAGAAAAUAUUAUUUUCUUUACUUAUCUCUUAAUUUCCAUUGAAAAAGUCCUUCGAGAGAUGUACUAAUUAGAACGUGAUUCAAUGAAUCUAAUUAAGUUUUAUCCUGCACUCCUUCUUUGAAAAGUAUACUUUUUUCAAUCCACUUCUCUUACAUAAUUUUAAGAACAUUGUUUCCAGAUUUGAAUUCUUAAAAAGAAAACUUUUCUCUCUACUAUCCCCCUGUUUUUUAUAAACGUAUGAUCUUCAAAACAAUAUCACUUUUCACUUUUUCAAAGACCAAUCAUCACAUAAACAUUUUUCAUUUUUUAAUUAUCGAAAAUCCGGAAACUCUCUGAUUUUUAUCCCUCAAACUUCAAAGUUCAUAUAAAUAUAAUCAUCGUUUUCCGGUCCCUCAAAACCAACUCUCAUUGUUUUCCCUCGAGACAUUCCGCAAAAAAUACAUUUGUUUAGGUGCGAACAAGAAAUGGGCUUGUCGAAGGAUUUCGGCUCAAAAUUGAUGGCGAAAAAGAGGUCGAUCUAUUUUUAGGCAUUCCAUUUGCGAAGCCACCAGUUGGUGAAUUACGUUUCAAGGUUAGGGGUUUGGAUGAAUAAAUUGAAUUUAUCUCGACAUCUAUGCAUUUUUUUAUAGAAUCCAGAGCAUGCUGAAGAUUGGGAUGGUGUAAAAAAGUGUAUUAGAUUUGGACCACGAGCUCCACAAGCCGAUUUUUUCUGGGAACGUUUCACAUUAGGAGUUGGAAAAUCUGAGGAUUGUCUUUAUUUGAACGUUUUUGCACCAACAUGGAAAGCAGAAGAAGUGUCAAACGGGGUAAUAAAGAGUUUGGGAGAUUUUUUUGAAAAAAAAAAACAAAAUUGCUUUCAGCUUCACCCAGUAAUGGUGUAUGUCCACGGCGGUGGAUUUUUGAUUGAUUCUGCUGUGAAAUAUGGUGAUGAAGGAAUUGCCAAAUAUCUUUGUCGCCAUGGUGUAGUCGUUGUCACCAUUCAAUAUCGAUUGGGACUUCUUGGUUUCUUUUCAACUGGUGACGAAGUCUGCCCAGGAAAUCUUGGACUUUGGGAUAUGACAAUGGCUCUUCAAUGGGUUCGAGAUAAUGUGCAUGCUUUUGGUGGAGAUCCAAGAAAAGUCACAGUUUUUGGACAAAGUGCUGGAGGUGCUAGUGUUGAUUUGUUAUCAAUUAGCCCACAUUCAAAAGGUACGCAAGUUUGAGAAUCUGUAAUAGCCUUCAAUUAGCUUGUGAUAGCUACAAAAAUCUUGACACCCUUUAUUAUUUUUUCGAAAAGUACAUCUAUAAUUAUUACGCAAUCUAUAAUUAUAGAUCUCUUUCAUCAAGUGAUUCCAAUGGCUGGAAAUGCCGAAUGUGAAUGGAGUACGGUAGGAAAAAAUCGGCUGACUCACGCGUGUCGAGAUUUUGCUUAUAGAAAAUGUUGGGAUGAUAAGGAGAAUAUUGGUUAGUCAAUACCAGGAAAUUUAGAAAACUUUUUUCAUAUGAAACAUUUCAGAACAAAAUCCGAGUGAGAAUAUGCUCUCGUUUUUACGAACCAAAAAAGAUAAAGAGUUUGAGAAACGUCUUUUGACUCGUAAAGGAGUUGAUGUGUCGAAAAUCGGGCUCGAUCUUGCUCCAGUUAUUGGCUCAAAGCCAAGUGAUUUUCUGCCGAAAAGUUUGGAUGAUUUGAGAAAAGAAGCGCCGAAGAAAAAUAUUAUGAUCGGAACGUGUGAACAUGAAGGAUUACUUUUUGGUUAGUUAUUUGGUUUAUUGUUUUUAUAAGCUUUAAUUUUUGAUAUGAGUAAACAAUACAUAAAUAAGAUUUUCAGCUAGUCUUGGACCAAAUAAUUUUGAUGAGAAGGGAAUUGAUAAACUUCUUGCACUUUUGAUCACUGAAGAAAAUCAUCAAAAUUUCGAGGAACUUCGAGAAGAAGCAAAAGCCCUUUACAUGAAAAAAGAUGAAGAAGAUAAAGAGGCAAUAACAAAAGGUUAUAUUGAGGUAAUAAAAAUUUGUUCCUCCUCGAAUUUGAAAAAAAAACAUGUUUUUAAAUUGCAGCUCUACAGUGACAUAUUUGUAAAUAAUGGAACAUAUAUUUAUGCUGAAAAAAUGACUGAAUUAGGAAAUCGUGUUUUCAUGUAUUCAUUUGAUUACUGUAAUCCAAGAAGUUUUGGAAUUUUAUCACUGCGAGCACCGUUUCGAGCAGCUACACACUGUACAGAGUUAGCAUAUAUUUUUGGAGUUUCGAUUGUUUUUAAUUAUCGAUAUAAUGAAGCAGAUAAUCAUAUGUUGGAUCUAAUGACAAGAAUGUGGACUAAUUUUGCAAAAUAUGGGUGAGUGAAUAAUCCUGGUUCUCAAAGUGAAUCCCUUCUAUUUCUUCUUCUUCGAAUUUCAAACUUUUUGAUCAAAGUUUGAUCGAGAAAGAAUAAUCUAUAAAUACAUUUAUUGGGUUGUAAACAAAGGGAUAGAAGACAUUUUUUUCCGAACGUGCCAACUUUUUCGUAUUUUGAUUUCUUGAAAAAUAAUGAUUGACAGACUUUUUUGAUUGAUUACUGUGGUUUAAUGAAAGCAUAGAAAUCAAUUUUUUUUUCUGAUUAAUGGUGGGAAUUUUGAUAAUGAGUUAUGAAAAUAUUAAAAAUAAAACAUUGAAAACAAGAUGACUACUUUCAGGCUAGAAAUUUGAAUACAGAUUCACACAUAUAAAACAAUAUCUUCUUUAAAAUUUCAAUUUUUCAGAAAUCCGAAUGGACAAUAUGAGGACUCAACAGUAUUUGAUUUCAAAUGGGAUUCAACGAAUAAAGAAAACCCCACGCAAUUUCUCAAAAUCACCGAUAAAAAAUGUGAGAUGCAACAAAUCUAUCACAAUCAAAGAGCAGAGUUUUGGAAAAAAAUUCGCAUCAGUGCUAAAAACUCAUAG
This is a messenger RNA of Caenorhabditis angaria, 4387 nucleotides long. Lineage: Eukaryota; Metazoa; Nematoda; Chromadorea; Rhabditida; Rhabditidae. The record is from the annotation of a GenBank genome assembly.